This is a messenger RNA of Myotis daubentonii (Daubenton's bat), 2641 nucleotides long. RefSeq names its product docking protein 7 (gene DOK7). Gene Ontology annotation, molecular function: protein kinase binding. Gene Ontology annotation, biological process: positive regulation of protein tyrosine kinase activity; neuromuscular junction development. Lineage: Eukaryota; Metazoa; Chordata; Mammalia; Chiroptera; Vespertilionidae. The record is from RefSeq and is a predicted model, not a curated record.
CCGCCCGCCGGCCGGCCUCCGCGAGCUGUUCUGAAAGUGACCCUGGGCCGGGCGGCGGGCGGCGGGCGCGGGCCGGGCGGCGGGAACCAUGACAGAAGAUGACCGAGGCGGCGCUGGUGGAGGGCCAGGUCAAGCUGCGGGACGGCAAGAAGGGACCGGGCGGAGCGCGCCAAGGGCCUGCGGGAGCGCAGCAGCCUGACGCUGGAGGACAUCUGCGGCCUGGAGCCCGGCCUGGCCUACGAGGGCCUGGCCCACACGCUGGCCAUCGUCUGCCUGUCGCAGGCCGUCAUGCUGGGCUUCGACAGCCGCGAGGCCAUGUGCGCCUGGGACGCCCGCAUCCGCUACGCCCUCGGCGAGGUGCACAGGUUCCCCGUGACGGUGGCUCCGGGCACCAAGCUGGAGAGCGGCCCUGCCACCCUCCACCUCUGCAACGACAUGCUGGUGGUGGCCAGGGCCGUGCCCCCGGCCGUCGCGGGGCAGUGGAAGCUGUCGGACCUGCGGCGCUACGGGGCCGUGCCCCACGGCUUCAUCUUGGAAGGCGGGACCAGGUGUGGCUACUGGGCUGGAGUCUUCUUCCUGUCCUCUGCCGAGGGGGAGCGGAUCAGCUUCCUGUUCGACUGCAUCGUCCGGGGCAUCUCCCCGAGCAAGGGCCCCUCUGGGCUGCGGCCGGUUCUCCCAGACGCCGGCCCCGGGGCCCCCGCCACCGCGGAGGAGCGAGUGGCCCAGGAGGCCCUGGAGGCCCUGCAGCUGGAGAAGCGGCUCAGCCUCUUGUCCCACUGCGGCCGGCCGGGCAGCGGAGGGGACGACCGCAGCCUGUCCAGCUCCUCGUCGGAGGCCAGCCACUCGGACGUCAGCGCCAGCAGCCGGCUCGCCGCGUGGCCGGAGCCGUCCUCGUCCUCCGCCAGCGCGUCGCAGGAGGGGCCCGGGCUGCCGGCUUCCGCCCUCGCCCUCGGGGAGGCCGCGCCGGGCGCCUCCAGGCCGCCGCCCAGGCCGCUGCGGCCGCGGCAGCUGCAGGAGGUGGGCCGCCAGAGCUCCUCGGACAGCGGCAUCGCCACGGGCAGCCACUCCUCCUACUCGGGCAGCUGCUCGUCCUGCGCGGGGAGCAGCCUGGACGUGUGGCGCGCGGGCGACGAGUUCGGCUCGCAGCUCAGCCUGCCGCCGGCGGCGGGGGCGCCCGAGCCCCGCCUGUGCGCCUGCCCGCCCGGGACCGCGGAGUACCAGGUGCCCGGCGCCCCGCGGCCCCACUACGACACGCCCCGCAGCCUGCGCCAGGCCCCCCGGGACCGGGCCCCGGCGGCGCAGGGCGGCCUGGGCGACAGCGCAGCCGGGGACCCGGGCGGCCCGACGUCCGCGGGGUGUCCCUCUGGCUGGCUGGGCGCGAGACGGCGGGGCCAGGAGACGGAGGCCCCCGGCAGCGAGGCGGCGCCGCCCGGCCCGGCCCCUCGAGAGCCCUGGGAAGCAGGCGGCCUCCGCGCGGGGCCCCCUCCGGCUUUCUUUGCCCCGUGUCCGGUCUGCGGGGGACUCAAGGUAAACCCCCCUCCCUGAACAGGACAGGAGGACGCGGCCUCCGCGGGGCGGCCCUUUGCCGUUCGGUGACCCCGGCAGCGUGCGGCUCAGCGGGGAGCGCAACCACCCCAGGGCCGGCCUUUGGGGCGUCGGGGCCGCAAGGGGGUGUUGCCGCCGCUGGCGAACCCGCAGGACCGGGUGGUCCCACCGGCGCUGCUGGAAGUGCCUCCUGGAUUCCAGCGGAGGCGGCAGGAGGGGCGGGGCGGGGGUGGGGGGGGCGGGCCCCCAGGCCUGGCCCUGCUCGGCCCAGAGGCGCCGCCCACCCGCCCGCUGCCUCCUCGGACAGCCCCGCCCGCUGCCCGGUCACUGCCCGGUCGGGUCCCCUCCCCCGUCGCGCAGGCACCGCCCGCAGUGAAGUCCCCGGUCAGCUCCAUUCACGCGUCGCGUCUGGGAACGUGAGCCCGAGACAGCCUUGCGGCGCGUCCGAGUGUAGGGCGAACCUUCCUUGUCCCCGCCUCCUGCUCGGACCCGGACCCACACCCACACCCACACCCACAGGCGGCCUGUCCUGUGGGGAGGAAACUGAGGCUCGGGAGGCGCAGGGACUGUGGGGCUGGCCCUCCUGACUCUGGACCGCCCUUCCGCUCACUCCACACCAGCUGCGUCCUGGAUGGUCCGGCAGGGGCGGGGGCAGGGCCUGGACACCUGCUGUGGCCAGCCUGGCGGGGCCCAGCUGUACCAGCUGCAAAAGGGCUGGCGGGCGGCGCUCAGACGCAGGGGGGCCGCGCUUCGGGCCUGUCCCUCUGCGACUGUCCUGGGUCCUGGGCCCUGGGCCUGUGACCCCGCUCCUGCCGGUGCCCUCGAGGCCAACUGCCGCCUGCAUGGAGUGCGCUGUCUGCCCUCGGCUGUGCGUUCGCGCUGCGAUUUCAGAGGCACCGCAAGCGGCCUGUGCCCGUGGAUUCUGGACUCUGGGUGGCGUGUCCCUCCUCCGGAAUCACCGUCGGGCCAAGUGCUCACCGUUACUGUCCGCUUCAUACCUUCACUGUCGGCCGAAGGCGGUUGUUGCUCUUUUACAUUUUUAAACCUGACAGUUUGUAAUGAAUUCUUGGACCGGAAAUAAAAGGUUCUUUUCUUA